Cuscuta epithymum is the source of this 1911-nucleotide messenger RNA. Lineage: Eukaryota; Viridiplantae; Streptophyta; Magnoliopsida; Solanales; Convolvulaceae. The record is from the annotation of a GenBank genome assembly.
UGAAACAAUUCCCAGCUCAUCAGAGCACCUAGAAAGAAGGUAGGUGCCCGCCCUUCCUCUCGGGAUAAUGAAUAUUUCUGGAUCCUGAAAAAUGCUAUGGGAAAGGGGAAAUGCAAGGAAAGUCGUUUUCCUAUCAGUUCUUUUAUGUUCUUAUACAUAUCUCUACCUUUCUUAAUCUUUGUCUAAUACUCCGUAGUUUAAAUUGCUAAAACGAGUCUCCCUCUAGUAGCUUGCAGAGUGAAGAAGAAGAAGACAGCCAGCCAUGGCAACCACGUUCAACCUCCUCCAACUCCCAGUCCUUUCCUCAUCAAAGCAGAAGCAACCCAUCAUCCCAAAGUCGGUUUCCUCAAUACCCAUCAGACCAAUUCUUCCCCAGAUCUCCCAAAACCCUCUUAAACAAACCAUUAAUUCACCGCUCAAAUUCGCCCCUCUCCCUCUUAGUUGCAUGGCAUUGACCUUCCUUUUCGACGCUCAGGAUGCUAUUGCGGUUGGUGGGGAAUUUGGGAUUCUUGAAGGGCGUAGCUUUGCCAUGAUUCACCCUAUUGUUAUGAGUGGGCUGUUUGUUUACACCUUGUAUGCCGGAUUCCUUGGUUGGCAGUGGCGGCGCGUGCGCACACUCCAGGAUGAGAUCAGUGAGCUGAAGAAGCAAGCCAGGGUGCCAGUUAUAGACGACGCCACUCCUACUGAUCUCUCUCAGGCAUCUCCUGUUGAAGUCAAGAUUCAGCAACUUACUGAGGAGAGAAAGGCAUUGGUGAAGGGUUCAUUCAGGGAUAGGCAUUUCAAUGCUGGUUCUGUAUUGUUAGGAUUUGGGGUCUUUGAGGCCAUUUCAGGAGGAUUUAACACUUGGGUUCGGACGGGGAAGCUGUUCCCAGGGCCUCACUUGUUUGCAGGGGCAGCAAUUACUGUCUUGUGGGCUGUAUCUGCUGCUCUUGUACCUGCAAUGCAGAAGGGAAGCGAAAGUGCUAGAAAUCUUCACAUUGCGUUAAAUGUGUUGAAUGUCCUCCUUUUCAUGUCUCAGAUCCCUUCAGGAAUUGAAAUUCUCUUCAAAGCAUACCAGUUCACCAGUUGGCCUUGAAAUAAAACCCAGCUAUUUGGGAAAACAAAAGAAAUUGUUCACUUUGGUUAAGAAUAUCAUGGAGAGAGCAAUGGUAACUGAAGUUACUGAACCCAGUAUUUUGCUAGCAAAGUUGACGGAUUUCAGUCAUACAUGUUACAAUUAAUAGAGCUUUGAUCAUAUUUGAUUUGAGCGUUAAAACCAAAACCCCUCAUAUUCUUGCAGAAAUUAAGAGAUAUUGCUGCAACAGAAGCAUUUUAAGGGGAAACACUUCUUUCUUGACUAUCCUUCGACACACUGGUUGUAUUACUGAAGGUCAAUGUGGAUAUGUAUGUCAUAUGAAUCAAGGAAUGGUCAAUGUACAUUGGCACUGCCUAUAUGUAUGAGUACACCAUUUCUAUGGUCUAAUGUUGUGUUUAGUUGCUUUGAGUUGUUGCUUGUCCCAGCAAUGUCAACACAAGUACUGUGCUGUCCGAUAAGUUUAUUGAAACCAUUUUUUCUUUCUUACAAAGCGACCAUUUUAUUCCUUGAGCCAAGUAAAAAAAGUUAAGGCAGUAUAGUUUAUGCUUCAUUCGGCAAGAAAGGCAGCAUCACCGGCACGGUAAUUCCCUUCUAUGUGGAUAUGGCAGAACAGAACUUGGAUUCUGCUAUUUAUCUUCUUGAUAAAGAUGCGAUUCACGAGCUAUUUUGUACCAUGGAAAAAUUAGCUGCAUUACACAGAUAAUUUUUCUUGCUCGAAUCACUCCGAAUGUAAUGAUCCCACAGACCCACACCGGUCAUGUGCUUGUACCUUUGGGAGUGAGUUUUAACACCGAACAUAAUGCUCUUGUACUUUUGUAGCCCAUCUCCAAAACAAG